AAGCAGGGAGCUGUUUGUCAGCACCGAGGUAACGCUUGACCUGAGUCUUGCACAAUAAGUAAGAGUUUGGGCACGCGAUUUGUAUUUAUUUUAUUGUGAAUCUCUGGCCUUAUAUCAGAAAAAAAAAAAAUUGUGCCACCCUCGGCACAGAGAACGUUGGUGGCGUCGUAAGCCCUCUAAGUCUCUUUCCAUCGCCAAGGAGUAGGGGUCCGGGAAGAGGACCUCCCCGACAGCAGGCAGCAGGAACAGGAUUUGGGAGCCGGGAACCCCUGGCUCGGCACGGAAGAGGGCAGGAGAGGACCUGAGCGCGGGGCUCACCGUCUGCUGGGGACCCGAGCCGCCGUGUGGCCCUCGGGGAACGGAAGACGCGCCCUCAGCGACCGUGAAGAGUCAGCUAAGCUAUCUGCGGGCUAAGGAGACGAAGGCAUCACAGGAGGCCUCUACAUGAUGUGGCUUCCAAAGACUCAAGGACCACCCACCUUACAAGUCUGCAAUGAAGAAGGCAGAAAUGGAGAUUCAAACACCACUUCUUCUAUUCUUUUAUUAAUCACUCUGUAGACAUGUGUCCCCACUGCAGGGAGUGAACUGCUCCAAGGGAGAAAACUUCUGGGAGCCUCCAAACUCCUAGCUGUCUUGUCCCUCGCCCUGGAGAGAAGGCAGAACCAUGGCAUUUUAUUGCUGCUUCUGGGUCCUCUUGGCACUCACCUGGCACACCUCUGCCUAUGGGCCCAACCAGCGAGCCCAAAAGAAAGGGGACAUUAUACUUGGCGGGCUCUUUCCUAUUCAUUUUGGAGUAGCAGCUAAAGAUCAAGAUCUCAAAUCAAGGCCGGAGUCUGUGGAAUGCAUCAGGUAUAAUUUCCGUGGGUUUCGCUGGUUACAGGCUAUGAUAUUUGCCAUAGAGGAGAUAAACAGCAGCCCAGCCCUUCUUCCCAACUUGACGCUGGGAUACAGGAUAUUUGACACUUGCAACACCGUUUCUAAGGCCUUGGAAGCCACCCUGAGUUUUGUUGCUCAAAACAAAAUUGAUUCUUUGAACCUUGAUGAGUUCUGCAACUGCUCAGAGCACAUUCCCUCUACGAUUGCUGUGGUGGGAGCAACUGGCUCAGGCGUCUCCACGGCAGUGGCAAAUCUGCUGGGGCUCUUCUACAUUCCCCAGGUCAGUUACGCCUCCUCCAGCAGACUCCUUAGCAACAAGAAUCAAUUCAAGUCCUUCCUCCGAACCAUCCCCAAUGAUGAGCACCAGGCCACUGCCAUGGCAGACAUCAUUGAGUAUUUCCGCUGGAACUGGGUGGGCACAAUUGCAGCUGAUGAUGACUAUGGGCGGCCAGGGAUUGAGAAGUUCCGAGAGGAAGCUGAGGAAAGGGACAUCUGCAUUGACUUCAGUGAACUCAUCUCCCAGUACUCUGAUGAGGAAGAGAUCCAGCAUGUGGUGGAGGUGAUUCAAAAUUCCACGGCCAAAGUAAUCGUGGUUUUCUCCAGUGGCCCAGACCUUGAGCCCCUCAUCAAGGAGAUUGUCCGGCGCAAUAUCACAGGCAAGAUCUGGCUGGCCAGUGAGGCCUGGGCCAGCUCCUCCCUGAUCGCCAUGCCCCAGUACUUCCACGUGGUUGGAGGCACCAUUGGAUUUGCUCUGAAGGCUGGGCAGAUCCCAGGCUUUCGGGAAUUCCUGAAGAAGGUCCAUCCCAGGAAGUCUGUCCACAAUGGUUUUGCCAAGGAGUUUUGGGAAGAAACAUUUAACUGCCACCUCCAAGAAGGUGCCAAAGGACCUUUACCUGUGGACACCUUUCUGAGAGGUCACGAAGAAAGUGGAGGCAGGUUUAGCAACAGUUCGACAGCCUUCCGACCCCUCUGUACAGGGGAUGAGAACAUCAGCAGUGUUGAGACCCCUUACAUAGAUUACACACAUUUACGGAUAUCCUACAAUGUGUACUUAGCAGUCUACUCCAUUGCCCAUGCCUUGCAAGAUAUAUAUACCUGCUUACCUGGGAGAGGGCUCUUCACCAACGGCUCCUGUGCAGACAUCAAGAAAGUUGAGGCGUGGCAGGUCCUGAAGCACCUACGGCACCUAAACUUUACCAACAAUAUGGGGGAGCAGGUGACCUUUGAUGAGUGUGGUGACCUGGUGGGGAAUUAUUCCAUCAUCAACUGGCACCUCUCCCCAGAGGAUGGCUCCAUCGUGUUUAAGGAAGUCGGGUAUUACAACGUCUAUGCCAAGAAGGGAGAAAGACUCUUCAUCAACGAGGAGAAAAUCCUGUGGAGUGGGUUCUCCAGGGAGGUGCCCUUCUCCAACUGCAGCCGAGACUGUCUGGCAGGGACCAGGAAAGGGAUCAUUGAGGGGGAGCCCACCUGCUGCUUUGAGUGUGUGGAGUGUCCUGAUGGGGAGUACAGCGAUGAGACAGAUGCCAGUGCCUGUAACAAGUGCCCAGAUGACUUCUGGUCCAAUGAGAACCACACCUCCUGCAUUGCCAAGGAGAUCGAGUUUCUGUCGUGGACAGAGCCCUUUGGGAUUGCACUCACCCUCUUUGCCGUGCUGGGCAUUUUCCUGACAGCCUUUGUGCUGGGUGUGUUUAUCAAGUUCCGCAACACGCCCAUCGUCAAGGCCACGAACCGAGAGCUCUCCUACCUUCUCCUCUUCUCCCUGCUCUGCUGCUUCUCCAGCUCCCUGUUCUUCAUUGGGGAGCCCCAGGACUGGACUUGCCGCCUGCGCCAACCGGCCUUUGGCAUCAGCUUCGUGCUCUGCAUCUCGUGCAUCCUGGUGAAAACCAACCGUGUCCUCCUGGUGUUUGAGGCCAAGAUCCCCACCAGCUUCCACCGCAAGUGGUGGGGGCUCAACCUGCAGUUUCUGCUGGUUUUCCUCUGCACCUUCAUGCAGAUUGUCAUCUGUGUGAUCUGGCUCUACACCGCGCCCCCCUCAAGCUACCGCAACCACGAGCUGGAGGAUGAGAUCAUCUUCAUCACGUGCCACGAGGGCUCACUCAUGGCCCUGGGCUUCCUGAUCGGCUACACCUGCCUGCUGGCUGCCAUCUGCUUCUUCUUUGCCUUCAAGUCCCGGAAGCUGCCAGAGAACUUCAAUGAAGCCAAGUUCAUCACCUUCAGCAUGCUCAUCUUCUUCAUUGUCUGGAUCUCCUUCAUUCCAGCCUAUGCCAGCACCUACGGCAAGUUUGUCUCUGCCGUGGAGGUGAUUGCCAUCCUGGCAGCCAGCUUUGGCUUGCUGGCGUGCAUCUUCUUCAACAAGAUCUACAUCAUUCUCUUCAAGCCAUCCCGCAACACCAUCGAGGAGGUGCGUUGCAGCACCGCAGCUCACGCUUUCAAGGUGGCUGCCCGGGCCACGCUGCGCCGCAGCAACGUCUCCCGCAAGCGGUCCAGCAGCCUUGGGGGCUCCACUGGAUCCACCCCCUCCUCCUCCAUCAGCAGCAAGAGCAACAGCGAAGACCCAUUCCCACAGCCCGAGAGGCAGAAGCAGCAGCAGCCGCUGGCCCUAACCCAACAAGAGCAGCAGCAGCAGCCCCUGACCCUCCCACAGCAGCAACAAUCGCAGCAGCAGCCAAGAUGCAAGCAGAAGGUCAUCUUCGGCAGUGGCACGGUCACCUUCUCACUGAGCUUCGAUGAGCCUCAGAAGAACGCCAUGGCCCACAGGAAUUCUACACACCAGAACUCCCUGGAGGCCCAGAAAAGCAGCGAUACGCUGGCCCGACACCAGGCAUUACUCCCGCUGCAGUGCGGGGAAGCGGACUCAGAUCUGAGCGUCCAAGAAACAGGUCUGCAAGGACCAGUGGGUGGAGACCACCGGCCAGAGGUGGAGGUCCCUGAAGAGUUGUCCCCAGCACUUGUAGUGUCCAGUUCACAGAGCUUUGUCAUCAGCGGUGGAGGAAGCACUGUUACAGAAAAUGUACUGCAUUCAUAAAAUGGAGAAGACUGGUCUAGGGAGAAUGCAGAGAGGUUUCUUGGGGUCCCAGGGAUGAGGAAUUGCCCCAGACCCCUUUCCUCUGAGGAAGAAGGGAUAAUAGACACAUCAGAUGCCCCAAAUUUAGUCACACCAGUUUAAAUGACAGUGAAUUGACCAAUGUUCCCUUUAAAAUUAAAGAAGGAAGAACUUUGUGUUUCUGUGGUUGCAUUUCAAAUCAUUGAGAUCUCCACGGUCAGAUUUGCUGUUCGCCCACAUCUAAUGUCUCUUCCUCCAUUCUGUCCCAUCCAACAGCUCAGAGAUGAAACUACGGCUUUAAACUACCCUCCAGAGUGUGCAGACUGAUGGGACAUCAAAUUUCUGCCACCACCAGAGCUGAGAGUCUGAAAGACAGAAUGACACCAGUCCUGCCCAAUGCCUUGACAACCGACUGAACUUUAAAUGUUCACAACAUAAGGAGAAUGUAUCUCCUCCUAUUUAUGAAAACCAUAUGAUAUUUGCUCUCCUACCUGCUGCUGCUAUUGUGUAACAUCCAGAAGGUUUGCACCCCUCCUAUACCAUAUGUCUGGUUCUGUCCAGGCCAUGACAGUGAUGCCAUGUUUAGAUUCCAGGAUCACAAGAAUCACCUCAAAUUGUUAGGAAGGGACUGCAUAAACCAAUGAGCUGUAUCUGUAAUUAAUAUUCCUGUAUGUAGUUUUAUCCUUAGGAAAAUGCUUCUGUUGUAAUAGUCCAUGGACAAUAUAAACUGGAAAAUGUCAGUCUGGUUUCUAUAAGGCAGUAUUAUUGAGCUCUAUUUCCCCACCCCACCAUCCUCACUCCCAUGAGCUGAGCCUUAUGUGAGCCCCUUCAGGGACUCAAGGGUCCAGAAGUCCCUCCCAUUCCUACCCUAAAGAAUUCAUGAAGCCAGAUCCACCCUGUCCCUGUGCAGAGUAAGCUCCCAACUAUUGGCCUGCUAAUAGCUGCCAGGGUAGGAAAGCCUGGUUCCAAGAAAGAUCCACCCUCAAAUGUCAGAGCUAUGUUCCCUCCAGCAGUGGUGUUAAUACUGCUGGUCACCCAGGCUCUGGAGCCAGAGAGACAGACCAGGGUUAAAGCUCUGUCUUGGUUAUUUGCAAGCUGGGUGACUGUAGGCAGGGAACCUUAACCUCUCUAAGCCCCAGCUUCUUCAUCUCUAAAAUGAGGACAGUAAUCAUUCUUUCCCCUCAGAGCUCUGAUGUGGAUUAAAUGAGAUAAUGUAUGUAAAGUACUUUAGCCUGGUGCCUAGCACACAAUAAGCAUUCAAUAAAUAUUAGUUAAUAUUAUUAUUACUGAUACUAUAAUAAUUAUUUUCCCUUCAAAUACAAAAUGAAACAUACAUAUUAACCAUUCAGAUUGUACCAGCUAGCCCACUGAUCACAAUCACUCUCUCUACAAUAAGCCCAAGAGCUCUGGGGCCCAACACAUGGGGUCAGCCCUAGUAACACUGGCUCAUGGUGAGGAAGCCAGAAAGCUGGUCAGCCCCUCAGGCGGCCUGAUGCCCUGUCUCUGCAGUGUCAGGGCCUGGACCUCCAGCAUCCAGGGAAGACCAUCACCUGUCUAGGAGGAAGUUCUCAGAUCACUCUCAAUGCUACUCUUAAGCUGAAGUCAGACCAUUGCAAUUAAAUACCUGAAGCCUCAAA
Messenger RNA from Macaca mulatta (Rhesus monkey), 5556 nucleotides. RefSeq names its product calcium sensing receptor (gene CASR). The record is from RefSeq and is a predicted model, not a curated record. Gene Ontology annotation, cellular component: plasma membrane. Gene Ontology annotation, biological process: detection of calcium ion; intracellular calcium ion homeostasis; regulation of calcium ion transport. Gene Ontology annotation, molecular function: G protein-coupled receptor activity; calcium ion binding. Lineage: Eukaryota; Metazoa; Chordata; Mammalia; Primates; Cercopithecidae.